AACAAGCGAGCGCAUUCUCGUUACAAACUUACACCGGAGCGGAUUAUUCGCAGGCUGGAAAAUCAAAAUAAAAUUAAAAACGUAAAUGACGUUGCCUACACAAAAUAACAAAAAAAAGUGUACAUUAAUUGUGGCUUCGGACAUUUGAAUUUGGAAUCUCGAUUCGCGCGCUUUUCAAAUUCAGCUUUACUUUUGUGUGUUUAAAAAUCGAACUGUACUUUUUUUUUCAUUAACACCGGGAUACACCGAAGUUUGGUUUAAAAAAAAUGACAAUUUACAGUAAAAUUGUUCAGAUCAUAUUGGUCAGUGUGUGAUGAAUAUCGUGAAGGAUUUCGAGUUUGAAGGCAUGACAGAGGCGGUGGAAUUCGGCGCCGGCUUGGCUUGGCGUCUGCUUGCUACCCUCGAGGGGGGUUCGCUUAUUAUAGCAGCGUCGGCUCUCCUCGCUUACACCGCCCGCAACCGACUCUCGAUCCGAACCGAUCAACGACCAAUCAGAACAGUACUAGUAACGAAUACGAAUGAAUCAUUAGGAAGAGAAUUGAAAACGAAGUUCGAGCUGUGCGGGUGCACGGUGACGAGCGGAGCGGGAAGCGGGCGACGAGUCGACGUGCUUGUCGUGGUCGGGGCUGAACCGAAGACCGAAGGACUAGAUGGCCUCACGGGACUUGUGACGGAAGAUGUUUAUAAUAAUAUCAAGUUAUUAGAAUCAUUUUCGCCGUUGGUAAAAGAAGGUGGCUACAUUGCAUGGGCUUGCGCGGGAGCUGAAGCGAGCGCGACGCGGGGCGCGUUCGCGGAAGCGGAAAGAGCAUUCGAUUCAGUGCUACAAACUACGUUACAGCAUACAGCUAAACUAGUUCAUUGCGAGCCAGUAUGGAUCGGCCGAGGUGAAAGCCCCCAACGAACCGCCGAUAUACUUGUCGCAACGAUAUUAAAACACACGAACAGAAACAGCCACACAUCUAGGUAUUCCGUGAGAAACGCUGCAAAUAUUGUGAGUCAACGUGUUGGGCGUUGGCUUAAGAUCGCAACGUAGUAAGAGUUCUACAAGUCGGUGGGUCUAUAUCAUCCAUUAACAUUUAAAUUUAAAUAAAAUAUAAAAGUUUUAGAGUAA
Molecule: messenger RNA, 1111 nt
Organism: Bombyx mandarina (wild silkworm)
Lineage: Eukaryota; Metazoa; Arthropoda; Insecta; Lepidoptera; Bombycidae
Source: RefSeq, a predicted model, not a curated record